Molecule: messenger RNA, 483 nt
Organism: Arachis stenosperma
Lineage: Eukaryota; Viridiplantae; Streptophyta; Magnoliopsida; Fabales; Fabaceae
Product: protein BREAKING OF ASYMMETRY IN THE STOMATAL LINEAGE
Exons: 3
Coding region: 1-483 (160 amino acids)
Biological process (GO): regulation of asymmetric cell division
Source: RefSeq, a predicted model, not a curated record
AUGGUGAAGGACAAAGAUGGGAUUCAGAUUGGAAAUCAGUAUAAUGAUUCAAAUUGGUCACUCUCAAUGGAUGAAGAUUACAUAGUAUUUUGCUUCGGAGAAGAUGGAUCAUUUGAUGUUGUUAAAGAAGUCAAAUCCAAUAAUUAUGCCGAUGACGAAGAACUACAAGAAGAAACUGAUAAGCAGAUGCAUGGGAAUAGAUCAAAUGAUGAUGAACAAUAUCAAAAUUGUACAGAAUUUUUUAAAGAGGAAGAGAUAAAAGAGAUGGAAAGAGAGCAAAUCCGAGAAGGAAUUGAUGAGUUUGGAAUAUUGUACUCUGAAUUAGGUGAUUCUAACCGAUCUGAAGGCAGUAAUGGUUCUUUUGCAUUCCCUGUGUUAAAUUGGGAAUGGAUGGGAAGCCCUGUAAAGAUGCCUAAGUCAGAAGAUAUUUGUCAAAAGAAGCAAAAGAUCCGAUUUAUUCCAUUUCAGUGCUGUCGAUUCUGA